Pygocentrus nattereri (red-bellied piranha) is the source of this 2119-nucleotide messenger RNA. RefSeq names its product 1,25-dihydroxyvitamin D(3) 24-hydroxylase, mitochondrial (gene cyp24a1). Lineage: Eukaryota; Metazoa; Chordata; Actinopteri; Characiformes; Serrasalmidae. Gene Ontology annotation, biological process: cellular response to peptide hormone stimulus; glucocorticoid biosynthetic process; cortisol metabolic process. The transcript is spliced from 12 exons. The coding region runs from base 56 to 1603 and encodes 515 amino acids. The record is from RefSeq and is a predicted model, not a curated record. Gene Ontology annotation, molecular function: oxidoreductase activity, acting on paired donors, with incorporation or reduction of molecular oxygen; monooxygenase activity; iron ion binding. Gene Ontology annotation, cellular component: mitochondrial inner membrane.
GGGAUGUCGACCCAAAAACACAAACCGGCCAGAGUGAGUGGACGCUCAGCUGACCAUGAGAGCACACAUCCGCGCAGCACCCCGCAUCGCCGGCCUGUUGAAGCAGCAGGAGCUCGCAGGAGGGCUGCAGCACAGCAAACCCACGUCUUCAGCCUGCGUGCUCGACGCCAAGGAUGCUGCAGCUCCUCCUGCUGCUGCUGCUGCUCGAGGUUGCCCCCACAGCCUCAGCUCCAUCCCGGGACCCACCAACUGGCCACUGCUGGGGAGCCUGGUUGAUCUCCUGCGCAGAGGAGGCUUGAAGAGGCAGCACGAGGCACUGAUUGACUACCAUAAGAAGUUCGGUAAGAUCUUCCGGAUGAAGCUGGGCUCCUUUGAGUCCGUCCACAUCGGCGCGCCCUGCUUGCUGGAGGCGCUCUACAGGAAGGAGAGCAGCUAUCCUCAAAGGCUGGAGAUCAAACCAUGGAAAGCCUACAGGGACCUGCGAGACGAGGCUUACGGGCUCCUCCUCCUGGAGGGGAAGGACUGGCAGCGCGUGCGGAGCGCGUUCCAGCAGAAGCUCAUGAAACCGAGCGAGGUGGUGAAACUGGACGGGAAAAUUAACGAAGUUUUGGCCGAUUUUAUUGACAGAAUCGGAAAGGUUAAUGUCAACGGGAAGAUCGACGACCUGUAUUUUGAGCUGAAUAAGUGGUCCUUUGAAACCAUCUGUUUUGUGCUCUAUGACAAACGAUUUGGCCUUUUACAAGAAACCGUGGAUGAAGAGGCGAUGGACUUCAUCACUGCGAUAAAAACGAUGAUGAGCACGUUUGGCAUGAUGAUGGUGACACCAGUGGAGCUGCACAAGAGUCUGAAUACCAGGACAUGGCAGGAACACACGGCUGCGUGGGACCGUAUUUUUAGCACAGCCAAACUCUAUAUUGACAAGAAACUGAAGAGGCACUCAAGCGGACAAUCCGAAGAUUUCCUCUGCGACAUUUACCAUAACAGCCCCCUCACCAAGAAGGAGCUUUACGCAGCAACGACCGAGCUCCAGGUUGGGGGUGUGGAGACAACUGCUAACAGCACACUGUGGGUUAUUUUCAACCUCUCCCGGAACCCCCAAGCUCAGGACAAGCUGCUGAAGGAGAUCAGAGAAGUGGUGCCCUCUGGAGAGACACCAUGUGCCGAGCACAUCAAGAGCAUGCCCUAUCUCAAGGCUUGUCUGAAGGAAUCCAUGAGAGUCUCACCCUCCGUGCCCUUCACAAGCCGGACUUUGGACAAAGACACUGUGCUGGGAGAUUACACCUUGCCUAAAGGAACGGUGUUGAUGAUUAACAGCCAGGCACUGGGUUCUAAUGAGGAGUACUUUGACAAUGGGAAGCAGUUCAGGCCGGAACGUUGGCUCCAGGACAAAUCCUCUAUCAACCCAUUUGCCUAUGUACCCUUUGGCAUUGGUAAAAGGAUGUGCAUCGGCCGGCGUCUGGCUGAGCUACAGAUCCAGCUCGCUCUAUGCUGGUUAAUUCGUGAUUACAAGAUUGUGGCAACAGAUCAAGAACCGGUGGAUGCAAUACAUUCGGGAACACUUGUGCCCAGUCGAGAACUUCCCGUGGCUUUUGUCCGCCGAUGAGUUUUCGGGAUUUGUGCAUCAGCCUCACAGGGAAACAGAUAACUCCACAGUCUUGGCCCAAAGCAUCAAGAGGGCUUCAUGUUGCUGCUAUUUUGUCCGAAUGUAUGAAUGUGAUUUUAGAAAUACCUCAGACCAUGAAUCUUUAGUUUACAGUAUAACUACUAUAGCUAUAAAUGUGUGUGUGUGUGUGUGUGUGUGUGUGUGUGUGUGUGUGUGUGUGUGUGUGUGUGUGUGUGUAUAUAAAUAAUGAUCACUAUCUAUUUAUAAUUAUGUAUUUCGCUGACCAAGCUGACAUACUACACCUACGUAUUAUAUAAAAGUUUUAUUUUUAGCCUGAAAUUUAAAACAUUUUUUUUACUGAUAUAGACUUUCAAUGUAUUACAGCCUUAUAGGAUGUAUAUAAAACUGUAAACUAUGAAAAUAAUAUAAACAAAUAAUGACAGGAUUGUUGUACAUAUGUAUAAUAUACACUACAGAAACUAACACUAUUUAUAUAUAAUAAAAAAAUUAAUGUUU